Messenger RNA from Liolophura sinensis, 1080 nucleotides. Its product is annotated as carbohydrate sulfotransferase 1-like. Lineage: Eukaryota; Metazoa; Mollusca; Polyplacophora; Chitonida; Chitonidae. Bases 1 to 1080 code for a protein of 359 amino acids. Gene Ontology annotation, biological process: N-acetylglucosamine metabolic process; sulfur compound metabolic process. Gene Ontology annotation, molecular function: N-acetylglucosamine 6-O-sulfotransferase activity. The record is from RefSeq and is a predicted model, not a curated record. The transcript is spliced from 2 exons.
AUGUUGUAUAGCUUGUGUACCGCUGAAUGUUGUAUAGGUCCAGAGACGCCCCUGUUUCCUUUGAAGCACCUCCACUUCCACACACCUCGAUGGAGUCAGGUUAGUGACGUCACUGCCUUGGCGGAGAGUACACAGGUCGUUAUACUGUCGUACAUGCGCAGUGGUACUAGUUUUCUGGGAAAGAUUUUCGAUGUGAACACAGAUGCCCUGUACGUGUUUGAGCCCCUGUGGAAGGUUUGUGAGCACAUCGUUCCGUCCUUCGCUAAACUGCGUUUUCUCAACGGUUCAGUUGUUGAUCCUGGAACAUCUUGUGAAGAUAUUGGACAAAGUAUCAUUCGAUCUUUCCUCACGUGCAAUUUGCUUAAUAUCGAUCAGUCAACCUUGACUCAAUUUUGGAUGGCUCAUGGGAGAAAGACAAUUAAAUUAUUAAACUGCAUAGAACGGUCUAGCAUAACCACGUGUGUCUACCGGUUCAUCGAAGUUUGCCGACAGUCGAAUGUUAGAAUUCUAAAAACUAUCCGUGCUAGACUGGAGAGGACUUUGUCGACCUUGGAGAUGCUUCCGCACGUUAAAGUAAUCCAUCUCGUCCGAGACCCUCGUGCAAUAAUUUCUUCAAGACGUUUGAUGGGCGAGUACUACCACAGAAACCUUUUAGCAACAGGAUCCGGUAUAUGUGGUGACAUGCGCAGAGACAUACACACUUUUAAAAACCUUCCGCAGGAGUUUCAAGGACGGAUUUUACAAAUCCGUUACGAGGACUUGUCAGCAGAUCCCGUGCAUAUGGCAGAAUUCAUUUACUCGUAUUUACGUCUUGAAAUGCCGACCAACGUGGUGACGUGGAUAAAAAACAAUACACAUUCUAAGGCUGACGACGGCAAACCAUUGGGAACGUUACGCGCGGACUCGAGAAAAACGGCAUCAAAAUGGCGGGAAAGAAUCUCUUGGUCGACUGUUAAAAGUAUGGAAAGAGCCUGCCAAGAUGUUCUAGAGGAUCUUGGAUAUGUUCUUACCUCAUCUGAGGACACUCUGCGGAAUCUCUCAAUAUCCCUCACAAAGGAACGCAAACUGUUGACUAGGUAA